CUGACGGACGUCACAAAAUUGACGUAUGUUUCCGACAAGAAAGUCUGUCAUUCAUUAUUUUGGUAAAUUAAUGUUUUGAAAAGAAAAAGGGAAUUUUGAGAUUCUAUUAGAUUACUUUGCAUAAUCAAGACUUAAAAUUUGUUGAUCAUGGAUAAGCAUAACAGUUCUGAACUGUUGAAUUCAGACUUUUCGUUAUCGAAGAAUGCCAGUUCCGACUCAUUGGACUCGGACUCAAAAUCGAGUUCAUUGAAUUCUAAACACGGACAAGACUCCCCUCAUGUACUGGGAGAUAUCCACCUAUUGGAUGGUGAGAAAGUGAUGAGUGUGGCUAGAGAUGUGACAUACCUAUGUCCAUACAGUGGUCCCUCCCGGGGAGUACUGAAAGUGACCAAUUACCAGCUGCAUUUCAGACCCACAGAUACAGCGGCAUUACAGAGUACUCUCAGUGUGCCUCUUGGUGUUGUAUCUCGCAUUGAGAAGGUUGGUGGGGCAUCAUCAAAAGGAGAAAACUCUUAUGGUAUUGAAAUCUUUUGCAAGGAUAUGAGGAAUUUACGAUUUGCCCACAAACAAGAGAAUCACUCAAGGCGUGGGAUAUUUGAGAAGUUGCAACAAUUGGCAUUUCCGCUAUCACAUAGACUUCCCUUAUUUGCAUUUAGUUACUCAGAGAGCUUUCCAGAAGAUGGGUGGCAUGUGUAUGAACCUAUUGCUGAGUUGAGACGUAUGGGCGUCAACAAUGACAUGUGGCGCAUAUCACGGAUAAACGAUAAAUACGAAGUAUGUGAUAGCUACCCAUCAGUGUGGGCAGUGCCAGCCGCAGCCAACGAUGACCUACUGCGUGCAGUGGCCACGUUCAGAUCUAGAGGGAGGAUACCGGUCCUGGCCUGGAUACACCCUAGCUCACAGGCCACUAUUACAAGAUGUAGCCAGCCUCUAGUUGGGGUAAGUGGCAAACGCAGCCGAGAAGAUGAGCGCUAUAUCCAGCUGAUAAUGGACGCUAAUGCUCAGGCACAUAAGCUAUUCAUCAUGGACGCGCGACCCACUGCUAAUGCCGUCGCUAACAAGGCUAAGGGAGGAGGGUAUGAGUCAGAGGACGCGUAUCAGAACGCCGACCUUGUAUUCUUAGAUAUACACAAUAUCCACGUGAUGAGAGAGAGUCUUCGAAAACUGAAGGAACUUUGUUUCCCACAAAUAGACCAGACCAGAUGGUUCAGCGGCAUUGAAGCUAGCUGCUGGCUGAAGCACAUUAAAUGUAUAUUGGCUGGAGCUGUUCGUAUAGUCGAUAAGGUGGAAAAUCACAAGACGUCAGUACUGGUCCACUGUUCAGACGGAUGGGACCGCACGGCUCAGUUAACUGCCUUGGCAAUGUUAAUGCUGGACCCCUACUAUAGAACCCUGAGAGGAUUCGAAGUACUCAUCGAAAAGGAGUGGCUUGCUUUCGGACAUAAGUUCCAGUUGCGCAUCGGUCACGGCGACGAGCGUCACUCAGACGCCGACCGUUCCCCAGUAUUCGUGCAAUGGGUGGACUGUGUCUGGCAGCUGCAACAACAGUUCCCAACCGCCUUCGAGUUCACAGAGAGACUGCUCAUCACUGUGGUAGACCAUCUGUAUUCAUGCAGAUUUGGAACUUUCCUCUUUAAUACGGAGAGGGAACGGGCGAAGGAAGAAGUGAAAACCAAAACAGUAUCUCUAUGGUCGUACAUCAACAGUCGUCAGGACUUGUACCUGAACCCCUUAUAUUGGGGUCCGUCCUCAUUCGGGGCCAGUUCGCCCCCCUCCCCCUACUCGAGACCGCAAGUAGUGUUAGUACCUGUGGCGUCGUUGAGGGUCAUAAAACUGUGGAAGGCGCUGUAUUGUCGGUGGAACCCUACCAUGAGGCAGCAGGAUCCUAUCUACCAACGCACACGCGAACUAGUAGCAUUACGAGCACAAUUAGAAGCAGCCGCAGCAGCCGCGGCUGGCGACCACGCGGCCCGCCAGCACCGCCUCGGCCUCACCCCGCCCCGGGUCGCCAGCCCACAUCACGUAUGAAACGAGGACUUGUACUUCUACGACAGCCAUCUGUCUGUCUGAGAAGUCCACACUAACAGACUGCACGGUAUUGCAUUAUUAUAGUUGUUAAAUAAAAUUAUAGUCAAGUGAUGUGUUUGCAAAACUCGGUCUCGGGUCGCCAGACCGCACCACGUAUGAAACGAGGACUUCGAGGACAGCCUUGUUGUGUCUGUUUCGGAAGUAUACACCACUAGCAGACUACAUUACUAACCGUCAGUUACAUAAAGCUCCGUUAAAGUUUCAUUAAAUCUGUUGCUAACACUGUUCAUCGUUGACAAAGAAAGAGUCAGCAAUAGAUUUAAAGAAGCAUUAACUUUAAUGGAGCUUUGUGCAACUGACGGAAACAUCGUUAAUGAAAACUGGUGGUUAAAAGAAUAGAUAGCUAAACAAGGACUUUUAUUAUUAGGUUUAUAAAUAGUUGUCUAUAAUUAAAUUAGAAUUAAAGUUCUAUAAAAAAUAUCAGUAUAAGAAUGAUGUUUUAAAAAUUCAAUAAGGUGUUUUAAAAUGUGCAUUUCGAGAAUAGCCAAUAUAAUAAUGGAUAACUAACUGACAUUAUAGGUACCCGGUGAAGUCGGGCCUAAAUUGUCUGAGUAAAUUUACUUUUGAUGGCAAAAUAAGCCAAAUAAUCAUACUUUGUUAUUAUGUACUCGAAAGUGUAUUUGACACGACUGGCUAAUUAGAACAUUUAUAUAGCUUGAUAAGAAUGAUAUGUAUUCCAUUUAUUUUUUAACCUUGUGUAUAGUUCACAUAAACUGUGUGGAAUUAUGUGUAUUUGGAAUUAAUCGUAUUUAAAAUUAAAAUAAACCUAAAAGUUAAUAGUAAUAAUGUCGUUGAAGUUUGCGCGGAGCCGUGAACCGUGAAUAUGAAAACCCGUAAACAAAUUCUGGUAAUUGUGCGGACGCUGACACCUCCCUUAUCCCGAUACGAUUCUUUUUCCGAAAUACCUAAAUGCGGAAAAGUUUCGUCUUGAGCCCCAAGGAGGCGGAUAAACUGUUUAUCUAGUAUUUUAAUCUGUGGAGGUGUUGAUUGAAAUUUGAAUAUUGUCAGUUGUCUGUCAGAAACUUGGUAGAAUAUUACAUACGAAUACUGUGUGUAAAAGUAUAAUCGUUAAAUAAUGAAGCAUUUAAACUUAUUCAGAUUCGUAACAUAUAAAAUGUUGAUGUUUAUGUUAUGCAGACGUAUUUUAAUUUUAAUUAGAGUUUAAGAGAUAUUAUAAUUGACGUAUUACACAGAGUAACAAUGAAGCUAUUUAUAGCUCAUCAACAAAUGAUGUGAUGUUUGACGUCUGAAUGCUUUCAAAUUGAGAUUCUUCGCCGAUAAAAUGUAAGUUUCAUCCAAAAUUGUAAACAAUGUAUCUUCGCAUGUAAUAAAUAUUCUAAGUUGUAAAAAAAAUGUAAAUAUUCAAAAAAUAAACGUUAAUUAUGUA
Molecule: messenger RNA, 3475 nt
Organism: Helicoverpa armigera (cotton bollworm)
Lineage: Eukaryota; Metazoa; Arthropoda; Insecta; Lepidoptera; Noctuidae
Gene: mtm
Product: myotubularin-related protein 2
Exons: 12
Coding region: 148-2028 (626 amino acids)
Biological process (GO): phosphatidylinositol dephosphorylation
Cellular component (GO): cytoplasm; membrane
Molecular function (GO): phosphatidylinositol-3,5-bisphosphate 3-phosphatase activity; phosphatidylinositol-3-phosphate phosphatase activity
Source: RefSeq, a predicted model, not a curated record